UUAAUUAACACAGUCUUUAGCAUGUUGCUAUGAAGCUCAAGUGAUGAAAAUAGCUUUAACUGCCUUGCCCUCUGCCUUUAGUCCCAGGUUUCACUGAGGUGAAAUUGUCACUGGUAUGUGUCAUUUCUGUCACUGCUGUGAGCAGUUAGGCAAUUACAGUGAAUAUUUUACAAAACAGCUACACACAGCAGUUUCUUCUACAAGAACACAUGAUUUGAAAAUUUAUGUCUGAGCCUCUAAACUUGCUUUCAGGAAACCAAACAAGCAGGCAAACAGGUUAAGACUACAGAGUAUUCAAAGAAUGAACGCCCCUUCGCCGUGAAACAAUAAAAUGUGGAAUCACAAGUUUGACCUGAAAAGAGGUGGAGAAACCCCUGAUGGAGAGAUUGCAUAGAGGAGUAGGGGGGUAAACUAUCAGCCACAUUCCUCCCUUUCAUCUAACCCUCCACACUCCUCCCACUUGGCUGUGCGUGGCGGCUAUAUAACCAAGGAGACCGAAGUGAUGCUCUCAACUGCAGAUCAACUCCUGUGAUCCUACCUGGUCCUACCCUCCAACAUGUCAUUUAGCACCAGAUCCUUCGGCCAAAAGACCAUGAGCGUCUACGGUGGAGCAGGAGGUUAUGGCACCCGGAUCUCCACUUCCCAGUGCUAUGUCCCAGCUCCUGGAGGUUUCAACCUCGCCGAUGGGCUCGACCUCCACGUUGGGGCCAACGAGAAGGCCACCAUGCAGAACCUGAACGACCGGCUGGCCUCCUACCUGGAGAAGGUACGCACCCUGGAGAAGGAGAACGACCGCCUGGACAAGCAGAUCAGAGAUUGGUAUGCGAGCAGAACUGUGAUCUCUCAUGACUACAGCAGCUACUUCGUCACCAUCGAAGACCUGCAGGACAAGAUCCGUAUCGCCUCCAGGCGCAACGCCAAGACAGUCCUGGACAUUGACAACGCAAAACUGGCUGCUGAUGAUUUCAAAGUGAAGUAUGAGAACGAGCUGGCCAUGAGGCUGGCUGUGGAGGCCGACAUUGCCGGACUGAGGAGGUUGUUGGAUGAGAUCAACCUGGCCAGGAUGGACCUGGAGAGUCAGUACGAGUCCCUGAAGGAUGAGCUCAUCAUGCUCAAGAGGAACCACGAGGAGGAGAUGGCUCUGCUGAGGAGUCAGAUGGGCGGCCAGGUGAACGUGGCCGUGGACGCCUGCCCAUCUACAGACCUGAACCAGGUCAUGACAGAGAUCAGGGAUCACUAUGAGAGUGUGAUCUCCAAGAACCGCAAGGAACUUGAGUCGUGGUAUCAGAAUAAGAUUGCAGCAAUGGAGCAGGAAGUGCUCACAAACACAGAGAUCCUGGUGACAUCCCACACAGAGAUCAAGGAACUGAAGAGCACCCUCCAGAGGCUUCAGAUUGAACUGCAGUCGCACCUGAGCAUGAAAGCGUCUCUGGAGGGAACCCUGGCAGAGACUCAGGCACGUUACGCUGCACAGCUUGCAAACCUCCAGAACACGGUGACAAGCCUGGAGGCUCAGUUGUCCCAGAUUCACGCCAACAUCGCCAGCAACAAGCAGGAGUACGACAUACUGCUGGACCUCAAGACCCGGCUGGAGCUGGAGAUCGCAGAGUACAGGAGGCUGCUGGAUGGAGAGGAUGAGAGCUCAAAACAAGUGGUCACAAAGGUCAUCACAUUGGUGGAGACAGUUGUGGAUGGAAAAGUGGUUCAGAGCAGCAAGACUGUUGAUGUGGACGUGGAUGAGAUUGAGUGAAAAAUUGGGAGCAAAAACCAAUAAAGAUCAUGCAGUUCAA
Acanthochromis polyacanthus (spiny chromis) is the source of this 1790-nucleotide messenger RNA. RefSeq names its product keratin 98 (gene krt98). The transcript is spliced from 8 exons. The coding region runs from base 557 to 1750 and encodes 397 amino acids. NCBI's taxonomy places the organism in Eukaryota, Metazoa, Chordata, Actinopteri, Pomacentridae. Gene Ontology annotation, molecular function: structural molecule activity. The record is from RefSeq and is a predicted model, not a curated record.